Knipowitschia caucasica is the source of this 1596-nucleotide messenger RNA. The record is from the annotation of a GenBank genome assembly. NCBI's taxonomy places the organism in Eukaryota, Metazoa, Chordata, Actinopteri, Gobiiformes, Gobiidae.
AUGUCCCAGAAGAUCACUCAGGGCUCUGUGGUGGAUCAGUCCCAGCAAGAGGAGGACUCUAGCUUUGUUCAGUCCGGAAAGGGGGGCCGGAAAAAGUCCAACUCGGGUCGAAGAAAUGAAGAGACCUCCUCUUCUCCUGAGAGUCCCAAACACGUGACAUCUCGAACGCCAGACGAAGGCUAUCAAUCUCUUGCGGCAACUCCAGCCACCCCCGUUGUCCCGCAAGACGCUGCAACGCGACAACCGAUGAACGGAUUUCCACGUGUCCCCAUGGAGCUUCUCCGAGAUGUAUGGCUCGAGAAACCACAGUACGAUCGGGCCGAAGCUGCCUUUUAUCAAAACCAGUGCAGUAACAGUUCAACCAAGAAAUCCACCUGUCCCUCCACAUGUAGAAGCAGUGACCACCCCCAAAGUCUUGUUGAGGAGGAGGAGGAGGAAGAAGACGAGGAGGAGGAGCUGGCGGUGGUGGAGAAGAAGCCUGUGUGUGUAGCGCAGUGUAAAGCAGAGGUCUUCCAUGCACUACAUCCCAUUCAAGAGGAGGAGGAACCGGCUGAAGUCUCGGACAAAGAAGAUGCUCCGGCUUCAGGGGUUUGUUACUUCCUUCAUGCCGACAGUGAGCGGCUGUGGCUCGACAAGAGACGAUAUGACGCUGCUGAGACACGAUUCUACAGUUUCCACGUAGAGGAAGCCAGCGCGUUAAAGAAGAACGUUAGAGAUCUCGGCCCCACACCUGUCACAUCCACUGCCCUGCCCCGGGACAAAGCCAUGAGCGCUCCGGACUUUCUGGCAAAGGAGAAAAUCUGGUUUGAUAAACCGCGCUACGAUGAAGCAGAGCGGCGUUUUUACGAACGUACAAGCGGCUCCUCCAAUGCAUCUCAAAGCACAGGAGAUCUUGGUUCCAACUCUAUUCUAAAAGACAUAGCCAGAGCAAGGGAGAACAUCCAGAAAUCUUUAGCCGGAAGCACAACCACCAGCAGCAAUAAUGAAAUCGAUCAAGGGGAAAUAGUUUGUCGGAUUAAAAACCUGGAGCAGGAGAACAGCAACCUAUACAAAGUUGUGGAAGACCUUCGAGCAGCGCUUUCUAAACUGGAGUGUCGAGUAGAAGUUCUUGAGAAAUCUCCUGCACCUGUUACUCCCGCUACCAAAACCCCCGUCCCAUACACAAAUGGCACUACUGUUGAGCAAAAGAGCUGCAUGGGCGAUAAACAAGAGGAAGAUGACGAUGACUUUGACUUCUUUGGGAGUGAUGACGAUGAAGAAGCAGAGCAACUCAAACAGCAGAGGAUAAAGGAAUAUGCAGAGAAAAAAGCAAAGAAGCCCGUCCUCAUCGCAAAGUCUUCGAUUUUACUCGAUGUCAAACCUUGGGAUGAUGAAACGGACAUGUCGAAGCUGGAAGAGUGCGUCCGCUCAGUGACCAUGGAUGGACUAUUAUGGGGUUCAUCAAAACUGGUGCCUGUUGGUUACGGCAUCAAGAAGCUCCAAAUCACAUGUGUGGUAGAAGACGAUAAGGUUGGAACAGACUUACUGGAAGAAGAAAUUAUCAAGUUUGAAGAUUAUGUUCAGAGUGUUGAUGUUGCAGCCUUUAACAAGAUCUGA